This is a messenger RNA of Oppiella nova, 1428 nucleotides long. The record is from the annotation of a GenBank genome assembly. Lineage: Eukaryota; Metazoa; Arthropoda; Arachnida; Sarcoptiformes; Oppiidae.
AUGACCAACUAUCAGAUCCCACAAAACGCUUUACUCAAGAAUAAGUUCUUCUAUCAGUUCCUUAUGACUCACGACAGGGAAGUGGCGCGAGAGGUGCACAACGAGUACAUGGAGACCAUGAGUAAAGUCUACUUCUCGUACUUCAAGGAGUAUUUGCAUCGAUUGACAAAACUUCAGUUCGAAGACAUCCCCGAAAAGGACGACCUCAUGGGCAGUGAGGACACGGGCGCCAAAUCACGCACCUCUCUCUUCGCCAGCAAAUACACGCUUAAGAACCGGUCGACUGUCUUCUCGAUCGGCGACCGCGAGGCCAUACUUACCACUGACUUAGAGGCGCCUCUUAUUGUGCCGCACGUGGCCAUCAAGAGUGAGACCAAGUACUCGAUGGAGAGUCUGUUCCGAUCGCAUGAGUUCGCACUCGUGGACAACGCGUGUCGCGAAUACCUGUUUAUAUCGGAGUUCUUUAUGGCCAACAGAAACACGGCUCAAGAGUUGUUUACUCAGGUUUUGGGCAAAACCUUCGCACUGAUGACCAAACACAUUGAGGAUCAGUUUCAGUCCAGUUAUGACUCCAUUGCACUCUUCGUUUGCCUUCAUAUCAUUUAUCGGUACCGACUCUUAGCGCAUAAGAGAGCGGUUCCCACACUCGACACGUACUGGGAAUCGAUUGUCAAGAUCAUUUGGCCCCGAUUUGAGUACGUGUUUCAGCUGCACAUCCAGAGUAUAAGACUGUGCGACACCACUAAACUGACAAACUUUGACACCACUCGACCUCAUUAUAUCACCCGACGAUACGCCGAGUUUUCCGCUUCCGUUAUGAUUAUUAACGACACGUUUCCCGACGAAAGGGUUUCCGUUCUGUUGGGUUCUCUUCAGAACGAAGUGGAGAAUCUGAUCCUUAAGAUGGCGUCUCUCUUCCAUAACCCCAAAGAGCAGCUCAUCUUCAUUAUCAAUAACUAUGACAUGAUUUUGGGAGUACUUAUUGAACGCAAGAAAGAGGAUUCAAAAGAGUCUGAAAACAUCAAACAACAGCUCAAUAAACGCAUCCAAGACUUUGUCGAAGAGCUCUUGUGUCCACAUUUCGGUGCAAUGAUUGCGUUCGUAAAGGACUGCGAGUCUUAUGUCGACAAAAACGAUUUGGAAGCCCUUAAGCGCGAAGAGUCCAAAGUGACUCAUUUGAUCAAAUCAUUCAACACUGGAUGGCGUAAAGCACUCGAAGACAUCUCCCGCGAAGUCAUGAACUGUUUCACGAACUUUAAGAACGGGAAUAACAUCCAACAGUCGGCUCUGACACAAAUCAUCCAAUACUACCACCGGUUCAGUAAAAUUGUAUCACAAAAUCCGUUCAAAAACAAUCCGAUCCGAAGUGAACUCAUAAAUAUUCAUCAGUUGAUGGUUGAGGUGAAGAAGUAUAAGACUAACUUCUGA